UAAACAUUUUUCAAGGACAAAUUUGUUUAUAUAUAUCCAACCGCUUUUUAAUUGAAUUAAAAUUUAACGAUUUUUGGUCUUAACUCUCGAAUAAUGAUUACUUGAAAAAGAUAGUGAUAAUGCCUACCAGUAUUACUUCGUUACUAUUACUUUCAAUUACAUUUCUAACCGGAGAAUCCUCCUUACUGAUUUACAAAAGCAUUAACGGGAGAAAUUAUCCGAUAGCGGCGACUAUUAAGAUUUCAAGCGGACGAAACGUAACUCUAAAAUGCAAAGACAUAAACAACGCGAAUAAUGACGUGGAGUGGAGGCGAAACUCCGGCAGUUUCGAGUCUGACAGGUACAUUCGCAACGAUGACGCCUCACGAAUCAACUUUAUACCGUUUCGACCCGAAGAUGCUGACGUAUACAUUUGCAAGAGUCUUAAGUACAACGUGUCGAAGGCGGUCACAAUCACCCUCGAUGAUAGCUCCUCGACGAAAAGAAGGCUAAAACGAACACAGUACAGAAUCGAUGAGGACGGCUACGAUUUUAAUAAAAUAAAAUUAAACUUUUCCGACAUGCUCGGCGAUUUCUUUAAAAAUGGAAGGAAAUUUAAGUACACGGCGCCAUCACUUUGGAAUGACCAAACGGACGACCGUAAAAUAAAAUUAAACUUUUCCGACAAGCUCGACGAUUUCCUUAAAAAUGGAAGGAAAUUUAAGUACACGGAGCCAUCACUUUGGAAUGACCGAACGGACGACCGUUCCGAAAUUUGGCCCGGUUACGGUCAACCUGGCUCGAAUAUGUUCACAUCCAAUAUAGCUUCUAAUAAUGCUCCGCAUCUCGAGUUGGAGUAUGAGGAGUUGCUGAAACGAACCGAUUAUAAAACUGUCGAUUCUUCCGGUUCCGUUUCCGGUACCAACGAAUACGGUUUUCUGUAUUGUAUAGCAAUCAUCGGAGGCCUGUUCUUGUUCGGCGGGAUAAUGUGCAUGUGCGUUCGGAACAACCCGAACGUGCGAGCGCGCUUGGAAAGGGUCUCCUCGAACGGUCCGCCGUGUACGCACGCGAUGUGCGUUCGUCACCGAGACACGAAUCCGUUGGCCGGCUGCAUUUUGCCGAAUUUGAACGCAACAAAUCGCAUACCGGCCCCGAUAGUGCAUACCGACGCCAUCGGCGACGUCACCGUGCUCAGCUUUUCCGAGGAGAUGAUCGACGGGUUUACGGAUUAUGACGAUAAUGCCGACGGUCGCUCUGAUAUUCCGCCAUCUUACGCGAAUUCGGUCGACGAGGGAAAGACCGAUCUUCCGCCUUCGUAUGAGGAGGCCCUCAAAAUUAUGCUUCCAUCUGUGUACUGCAAUCAGGAAACAGCACCAGCGCGUCCAUUAAAUUAGGACUUGCUUUUUAUGUUUACUGUACAUUACGUACUCUCCCAUUUAUCCCUUUGCACCCCGCAUCGAAUAUGCUCGGAAUUGGAAAACAUAGAAACGCGUUUUGAUCUUAGUACGUAAUGUGCCUUAAUCCAAUCGUUAUUUAUUUACUUAUAUGUAUGUGAAAAAGUAUUAUCAAUCAAAUAUAAUAUAUUGUACACAAUAAA
Photinus pyralis (common eastern firefly) is the source of this 1576-nucleotide messenger RNA. RefSeq lists its product as uncharacterized. Lineage: Eukaryota; Metazoa; Arthropoda; Insecta; Coleoptera; Lampyridae. The coding region runs from base 120 to 1373 and encodes 417 amino acids. The transcript is spliced from 8 exons. The record is from RefSeq and is a predicted model, not a curated record.